Psammomys obesus (fat sand rat) is the source of this 1452-nucleotide messenger RNA. RefSeq names its product osteoclast stimulatory transmembrane protein (gene Ocstamp). Gene Ontology annotation, cellular component: membrane. Bases 1 to 1452 code for a protein of 483 amino acids. NCBI's taxonomy places the organism in Eukaryota, Metazoa, Chordata, Mammalia, Rodentia, Muridae. The record is from RefSeq and is a predicted model, not a curated record. The transcript has 3 exons.
AUGAGGAACAUCAGGAGAGCCACGGAACAGCUCAUCAGGUUGGGGUGGAAGUUCUGGCGUCUGUCGAUCUGCAAGGCAGUGGUCCCGCUGCAGGCUGCCUGGACCGCCUUCUCUCAGCCUGUCCCAGCCAGCUGUAAGGAACUGCUGAUCCAGCUUCUGUUAUGCGUCUCCCUGGCCAGUGUGGUCGCAGGCCUGGUUCAUCACUGGCUGCUCUCUUUGCAGCUCUAUCCUCUGGGACCCCCUGCCUCAGUGACAGCUGUCUGUGGUGUCCUGGUCUUCCUGAGUCUAGGCCUGGUGCCCCCCAUCCGGUGCCUAUUUGCACUCAGUGUGCCUACCCUGGGCUCCCAGCAGGGCUGCCGGCUGCUCCUGUCCUACAGCGUAGCCAACCUGGCCAUUGCUGUGGUGCCAAACAUGUUAGCCAACGUGCAGGCAGCUGGGCGAGUGCUGAGCUGCGUCACCCAGGGCUCUUUGGAGAGUCUACUGAACACUACUCAGCAGCUGCACCAGGCAGCCAGGGAACUGGGCCCAGCCGGCCAGGCAGUCAGCCGGAGCCUGGCAUUCGAGGCGGAGGGCAAUGGCUCAGCCUUCCGCUUUCACACACACAGGGUCACUCAGCGGAUCCUGGAGGACUUCUCUGGCCUGGAGGUCCUGGCUCAGGCGGCAAUGGGGACUCAGCGGGUGAUCGCUGGGCUGUUUAUGCUGGGCCUCCUGGGCGAGGCGGCCUGGUACCUUCACUGCUACCUCACUGACCUGCGCUUCGACAAUAUCUACGCCACCCGGCAGCUGGUUCAGCAGCUGGCCCAGGCUGGUGCCACACAUCUGCUGGCCUCCCCGCCUCCCUGGCUGCUCCAAACAGCCCAGCCGAAGCUGUCGCAGGAGGAGUUGCUGAGCUGCCUCCUAAGGCUGGGGCUUCUGGCACUGUUCCUGGUGGCCACAGCUGUGGCGGUGGCCACAGACUACGGAGCCUUCCUCCUGGCACAGGCAGCUGUGGCCUGGGCUCAGAAGUUGCCCACUGUCCCCAUCACACUCACGGUCAAGUAUGAUGCGUCGUAUAAGGUUCUGGACUUCAUCCUCUUCGUCCUCAACCAGCCUCCGGUGGAGAGCACGUUUGCCUCGGCACAGCGCUCCUUCCAGUGGGAGCUGCGCUUCACGUCCCAGGAAUGUCUCCUGCCCAAGGCUCAGCCGCCCAGAGUCAGGGAAGCACUGGGCGCGGGCGCCCUGCAGCUUCUAGCGGGCGCCGCCUUGGUGCUCCAGGCCUACGCCUGGCGCCUGCGGCACGCCAUCGCCGCCUCCUUCUUCCCGGCCCAGGAGGCCAGGAGGCUUAGCCACUUGCAGGGCCGGCUCCAAAGGAGACACGACCGGAAUGAAAACCUGGACAGACAGGCCUGCAUCGGGGGGGACCUGGGAACCCAGGGAUGCCGAUCAGGGGGCCAGGGCUCUGAGAUCCCUUGA